Chrysochloris asiatica (Cape golden mole) is the source of this 1648-nucleotide messenger RNA. RefSeq names its product serpin peptidase inhibitor, clade H (heat shock protein 47), member 1, (collagen binding protein 1) (gene SERPINH1). Gene Ontology annotation, cellular component: endoplasmic reticulum. The record is from RefSeq and is a predicted model, not a curated record. NCBI's taxonomy places the organism in Eukaryota, Metazoa, Chordata, Mammalia, Afrosoricida, Chrysochloridae. Gene Ontology annotation, biological process: negative regulation of endopeptidase activity; collagen fibril organization. Gene Ontology annotation, molecular function: serine-type endopeptidase inhibitor activity; collagen binding. The coding region runs from base 272 to 1531 and encodes 419 amino acids. The transcript has 6 exons.
GGAGGUCUUUUGGCUUUUUUGGCGGAGUCGAGGCGCCCUCCGGAAGCUUUUCCAACUUUCCAGAAGUUUCUCGGGCGGCCGGGAGGGGGAGGCCAUAUAUAGAUUCAGGGAGCGGGCGAACGAGUGGAAAGUACAUUCCAUCUGCGGCUGGAGAGUGAGCCUCCCGUCGCAGGGACAGCAGAGCUCGGCCCAGAAUGAAAAAGGCAGGCAGUGACCCCCCUCUGAGGCAGUUUCAAGGUCCAGCGAAGUGUACAAAACCCACCUCCCAGCCAUGCGCUCUCUCCUGCUCAUCAGCACCUUUUGUUUCCUGGGCUUGGCCCUGGCCGCAGAGGUGAAGAAGCCUGGGGCAGUGGCGGCAGCUCCUGGCACUGCGGAAAAGCUGAGCCCUAAGGCGACCACGCUGGCGGAGCGCAGUGCUGGCUUGGCCUUCAGCCUAUACCAGGCUAUGGCCAAGGACCAGGCGGUGGAGAAUAUCCUACUGUCGCCUGUGGUGGUGGCCUCAUCACUGGGACUUGUGUCUUUGGGUGGCAAGGCAGCCACGGCAUCGCAGGCCAAAGCAGUGCUGAGCGCGGAGCAGCUGCGAGACGAGGAGAUGCACGCGGGCCUCGGAGAACUACUGCGUGCGCUCAGUAACAACACUGCGCGCAACGUGACCUGGAAGCUGGGCAGCCGGCUGUACGGGCCCAGCUCUGUGAGCUUCGCUGAUGACUUCGUGCGCAGCAGCAAACUGCACUACAAUUGCGAGCACUCCAAGAUCAACUUCCGAGACAAGCGCAGCGCUUUGCAGUCCAUCAACGAGUGGGCUGCGGAGACCACGGACGGCAAGCUGCCUGAGGUCACCAAAGAUGUGGAGCGCACGGAUGGCGCCCUGCUGGUCAAUGCCAUGUUCUUCAAGCCACACUGGGACGAGAAAUUUCACCAUAAGAUGGUGGACAACCGUGGCUUCAUGGUGACCCGGUCCUAUACUGUGGGCGUUACGAUGAUGCACCGCACAGGCCUCUACAACUACUUUGACGAUGAAAAGGAGAAACUGCAAAUUGUGGAGAUGCCCCUGGCCCACAAGCUCUCCAGCCUUAUCAUCAUCAUGCCUCACCAUGUGGAGCCCCUUGAGCGCCUUGAAAAGCUGCUGACCAAGGAACAGCUGAAGAUCUGGAUGGGGAAGAUGCAGAAGAAGGCUGUUGCCAUCUCCCUGCCCAAGGGUAUGGUAGAGGUGACCCAUGACCUACAGAAACACCUGGCUGAGCUGGGCCUGACUGAAGCCAUCGACAAGAACAAGGCAGACUUGUCACGUAUGUCAGGCAAGAAGGACCUGUACCUGGCCAACGUGUUCCAUGCUACCGCCUUCGAGUGGGACACAGAGGGCAACCCCUUUGACCAGGACAUCUACGGGCGUGAAGAGCUCCGCAGCCCCAAGCUGUUCUAUGCUGACCACCCCUUCAUCUUCCUGGUGCGAGACACCCAGAGUGGCUCCCUGCUGUUCAUUGGGCGCCUGGUUCGGCCCAAGGGUGACAAGAUGCGUGAUGAGUUGUAGGACCCCAGGGCAGGCACGGGAUGUCAGGAGACAGUCGAAGGCUCCUGAGACAUAUGGGUGCUAUGAUGGGGGGUAGGGGGGUGGGGAUCUAAGGUACUGGCCUUGGACAUUCCAUGG